Molecule: messenger RNA, 342 nt
Organism: Symbiodinium sp. CCMP2456
Lineage: Eukaryota; Dinophyceae; Suessiales; Symbiodiniaceae
Source: the annotation of a GenBank genome assembly
GACUCCUUUCCUUGGCGCCCAGACGCCAACAACGAGACUGGCAGCGUAGCACCCGACUCUUCCCUGCUGGCUGCGGGGGUCCUUUCCGCUGAAGGAACCUCCCAUUGGCGGAACAUGACGGAGCCCUACACGCUGCCCACCACGAAGCUCUGGGAGGGGCGCGAGGCCGUGCUCUAUGCCCCAUACGUGGCGCGCGGGCCCACCGACCCGCAUAAGCUGGAGCCACCUUAUGAGGUCGUCAUGGAUCUGGCGGACAGCUACAACUUUUUCGACCCCACCCAGGAAUGGUACCAUAAAGCGCGGACGAUGUUCAUCAAUGAGGAGUUACCUUUCUUGGUUGGU